This is a messenger RNA of Galleria mellonella (greater wax moth), 1303 nucleotides long. RefSeq lists its product as uncharacterized. NCBI's taxonomy places the organism in Eukaryota, Metazoa, Arthropoda, Insecta, Lepidoptera, Pyralidae. The coding region runs from base 218 to 1303 and encodes 361 amino acids. The transcript is spliced from 4 exons. The record is from RefSeq and is a predicted model, not a curated record.
CUGUAAUAAGAACAUGUUCAUGAUACCGAAGAUGGAAAGAAUAUUAUUAUAGUUAUUUAUCUAAGUAAAAAGAAAUUAAAACAUUCAUAUGUUGUCACUCUGACAAUUAUGCCAUAAAAAUGGGCCAUGAAAUAUCAGAUUUAUAUUCACACACCAUAGAAAAUAGCUGAAUUAUUAUGUAAUACAAAAAACUGAACAAGCAAAAUUUACUCCAACCAUGCAAUGCAACCAGCCUUUCUAUGGUAUCGGGUAUGGCGGGCCCAAUUGUGGACAGUUUUAUACUUACAACUCGUCACCCUAUUAUGGAACAUACCCUGAAAUAAUAGGAGAAGGCGAAGUCGCUUCAGUACUAUUCCCUGAUGGAUCUAUUCAAUUUUACUUCGUACCCUUAGCAAAUAAACGAUGGCCAUCCUAUACAUAUAAUCCCAACUUAUAUUGUAAUCCUUCCUGUCGCACUAACACUGGAGUGUGGUUUAUUAAGAAUUUUUCAAACCCGAUACCACCCGCAAUAUUCCAACAAUACUGUCAAGGAGCUAAUGGAGAGCCAUUUUCGAAAUCAUAUUCUUUUUCUGAUAACAACAUGGCUACUUCACCAGGUUUUCUACUAAAGUUUCACAACGACAACUGGACGUCGACGACAGAUCUCCAUUACUUUUAUCCUAGUUUACGCGAAUGUACGUGGUUUCCGAACGUGCGUACUAUAGAAUCUGCAGCAGUGCAAGUGGAAAUACCUAUAGAAACAAAACGCACCUGCGAACACGUAGUGGUCUGCAAUAAACCCUGUAAAUGUACGCGUACCUAUAGCAGUUGUACAAAAUCAGAAUACUGUAAAAACUUAAAACAAGAAUGUAACAGUAGUCAUAUGUCAAUAGUACAAUCAAUAUCAAGAGAUUCAAUUUAUAAAAAUAAAAAACCAAUAGCAUUUAAAGAAAAAAGGUCGUCGUGUUCCAGUUUACAUGGAGAUAAAAAAAAACCAAGAAAAAAUAAAUAUCAAAUUACAUGUGAAUGUAACAAAACUAUUAAACCAAGUACUACAGACAAAUCGGUGACAACCUAUGCCGAUCAAUCUAGCAGUUGCAUUGGUGAGAAGGGAUGUGAAACACAGACCAAAUAUUGCGUUCCUACCAACACAGUACACAAAAUAAAUAGUACACACAAGAAUAAUAAAACAGAAAUUUGGAUUCCAAAAACGCCGUUAAGCCGAAAAGCAAUGGAAAUUAAAUCUUCAGAGAAUUUUAAAGGAAUUUAUGAUAGCGAUCGCAAUUCAGAUGCUUGUAUAUGUAGUAGUGAUACAGAUGAAUAA